This is a messenger RNA of Labrus bergylta (ballan wrasse), 1641 nucleotides long. The record is from RefSeq and is a predicted model, not a curated record. Lineage: Eukaryota; Metazoa; Chordata; Actinopteri; Labriformes; Labridae.
CAGCCACUCACUGUGCCUGAAUGAAAAAUGCCACUGGGUGCAGACGACUCUAUGAUCAGUCUCUGAACGUGAAACUUCAGUUAAAGUCAAACAGGAGGUCAGAUACUAUCAAGAACAGCUGAAUGUCUUCCUCUUGACACCCCGUUUCUGCAACUUACAGCAGAGAGUCAGGAAACUAUACUUCCAGUAAGGUGAGAGCUUAACCAACUAUUAGCAGCCCAGAAUGCGAAGUCUCUGCUUUGUCCGAUAUAUGAAAAAACUGUGGGAUCCAGCACAAACAUACCGUCUUCUGAGAGUCGCUAACCUGCACAGAUCUGCUUGUCACAUGCAACACAAAAAGGUAAUGGAGGACAACAAACCAUGGGCUCUGUUCUCCGAGGUGGGCGAAAACGGUUACCUGGAGGAAUUCACUGAUAUAAUGAAACAACACUUCAACAUCGUCUGCCUCAAAGACUUCCAUCAAAACUCCCAGCUGUACGGUCCUAAGAUCCAGGCCAUGUUCGUGUGGUACAACCUCCCCCCGGCCGAGCCCUCAUUUCUCCGCUUGCUCCCCUCGCUGAAGGUGGUCUCCAACGGAGGAGUGGGCAUCGACCACCUGGAUGUGCCAUACAUAAACAGCCUGGGAGUAAAGGUAGCCAACACACCUGGUGUGGUGAGCGAUGCCACGGCAGAUAUCGCAAUGGCUCUGCUGCUGGGAUCUGCACGGAAGAUUGUUCAGGGUCACCAAAUAGCCACGGACAAAAAUACCACCCACACACCACUAGACCUGAUGGGAGUUGAGGUCACAGGGUCGACUCUGGGGAUUAUUGGAAUGGGACACAUCGGCUGCAAGAUAGCUCAAAGGGCAAAAGGGUUUGACAUGAAGAUCCUGUAUCACAAUAGGAACAGGAGGAGCUCUGAAGACGAGCAGGCGGUCGGGGCGAGUUACUGUGAGAACAUGGACGACCUGCUGCAUGAGUCAGACUUUGUCGUUCUGUCAGUCAACCUGACCCCGGAAACCACGAGUCUGAUCAGUCACAGAGAGCUCUCCCUCAUGAAACCCACAGCAACACUGGUGAACAUCAGCAGGGGUCUGGUGGUGGACCAGGAUGCUUUAGUCAAAGCGCUGCAGUCUGGAACCAUUUGUGCAGCAGCAUUGGACGUGACUCACCCUGAACCUUUACCAAGGGAUCAUCCUCUCCUUCACCUUCCUAACGUGCUCAUCACUCCCCACGUCGGCACCAACACUCAUAAUACAACAAGAAAGAUGGUGCAGAGGAUGGUUGACAAUGCCGUGGCUGCAGUGAACGGGCGAUCUAUUCCCAAUGAAGUCAAGCCAAAAUAACUAACUGAUUCAUCUGGCUCCAGUUGUUGCGAAAUGAAGUACUUUUUAUAGGUCUUAACCCGUCCAGUGAUCUACUGUAAUGAGUGUUAUAACUGUUUAAAACUGUUUUAAAAUUACUUAAGUAGCAAUUAGACAUGUUUAAAACCAUAGGUCUGUGAACAAAUGUUGGAUGAGAAAUUACAAGUUGAGAUAAAUGUGUUAGAGUGAGCGGCACCUCAUUUUUUUUUAUUGAAUAGCUCUUACAUAAAAAAUAGAAAAUUCUGCAAUGCCUGAAAACAAAUAAGAUAAGAAGAAAUAAAGCUACCUCUGAUUUUGCA